ACGGAAUCCGGAGAUAAGCACUGGCACUAAUGGGCCUCUCAGGGCUUACGGUAUAUAGGACUUACAUUUCUCUUUUUCAUUGUCAUAUGCAGUGCUAUUAUAGAUGUCUUCAAAUUUAAAGUUAAAUUACUUUAUUUUGCAGGGUGAUGUUGAGGAAACACUGAAGAGGAUUGAAGCACAUGAAGGUGUAAUUGGAACAGUUGUGGUCAAUACUAAAGGAAUUAUCAUGAGAACAAGUUUAGAUAAUUGCACAGCAGCUCAGUACGCCUCACUUUUUCGUCAGCUCAUGAUCAAAGCCAGGGACACCGUCAGGGACAUUGACCCUCAAAAUGACCUCACAUUCCUCCGUAUCCGCUCAGAUAAACAUGAGAUUAUGGUUUCAUCAGACAACGGCUUUCUGGUGAUAGUCAUCCAGGAACUGCAAAGGGGAUAGCUGCUGGUCUUUCCACCAGAGUCAGCCUUCUUGACAGUGCACUCAAACUUCUAUAACUUCUAUACAUAGAUUUCUGGUGCAGUUCA
Molecule: messenger RNA, 519 nt
Organism: Thalassophryne amazonica
Lineage: Eukaryota; Metazoa; Chordata; Actinopteri; Batrachoidiformes; Batrachoididae
Product: dynein light chain roadblock-type 2-like
Exons: 3
Coding region: 104-433 (109 amino acids)
Biological process (GO): microtubule-based movement
Cellular component (GO): cytoplasmic dynein complex; cytoplasm; centrosome
Molecular function (GO): dynein intermediate chain binding
Source: RefSeq, a predicted model, not a curated record